CCAUUCCAGAUUUCCAUCUCAAUGAUAAUUGAGACAAACAACUCUACCUAUUCUAAGAGUUCUUCCAUGGCUUUUGCUGUGGUCACCUCUCUGCUAGAAAUAGUAGAGAAACAGCUUUUGCAACCCAAUUCUUCUCUGGUUCUUUACAGCAGAGAAAUGGUUGUGUCUCUGUCCAAAAAGCUCUGUUUUCUGCAAGCCUUUCUGGAGGAAUUCGGGGCGAAAACCUACAAUUCGGAAGCUAAUAGGGAAAGUUUGGAGGCAGAGAUCUUAGAUGUGGCUAUUGAAGCAGAAAGCAAAGUGGAAUCUGAGCUUGGAGAGGUUUAUGUGGUGGCUAACAGGGGAGACUGUGUAGUUUCAGCUUGUCAAAAACUCCAUCAAACCUUGCAGCAAGUAGUAAAAGACUUUGAGGGUAUUGAAGUGAAGAUCUUGAUGGAGAAAAAAAAUACCAAUUCACUUGUUAUUGGUUCAUCACCAGAGAGUUCUGCACAGACUUACCUUACUGGUUCAGUAGGCAGUAUUACAGGCAAUAAUACAUUAGAGCCCGAGAAUUCAGGGAUUGUGGGAUUCAGCAAAGACAUAAAGAAGAUCACUUACAGGCUGAUUCGUCUCCCGAGUGUGAAACGGGAUGUUCUCACACUCGUGGGACUGGGAGGCAUCGGGAAAACAACGUUAGCCAACAUGGUCUACACCUACCCAUCCGUUUCCUCCUACUUUCGCAUUCGAGCAUGGACUGUUGUGUCUAAAGAGCAUAAUGUAAAAGAGAUGCUCGUUUGCCUUUUGGGUUGUAUUGUGCCGAUGACUAGUGAAAUCUCUAACAAAGACGAGGCACAGCUAGCAGGGCAAUUACGCAAAAGUUUGAUGGGUCACAGGUAUUUAAUUGUCUUAGACGACGUAUGGACCACUGCAGCCUGGGAUGCUAUCCGAGGAUGUUUCCCCGAUAAUUCUAAUGGAAGUCGAAUCCUAUUAACCACUAGGUUCACUGAGGUUGCUGUAUACACAAGUGGGUAUAUUCAUGCCAUGAAAGUCCAAACUCAAGAUGAUAGCUGGAAAUUAUUUUCCAGGAAGGUUUUUGGGCUAAAACAAUCUGUUCCUCAAGAAUACAAGUCACUUGGGAAGAGAAUCAUUGAUGGUUGCUAUGGAUUACCUCUAGCAAUUGUUGCCAUGGCUGGGCUUUUAGCUACUGUGAAAGGGUCAAUAGAAAUAUGGAGAGAUGUUGCAGAAAGUUUGUAUGCAAUGGAUAGUGCUGACAAUAGAAUUUCAAGAAUACUCUCAUUAAGUUACAACUAUUUGCCAACUCACUUGAAAGCUUGUCUUCUUUAUUUUGGAGUCUUUCGCGAAGACAGUGAUAUACCUGUUAAGAAGUUGAUAAGCUUAUGGGUUGCAGAGGGAUUUCUAAAGUCGAAGAAGAAGUAUAAGAGUAUGGAGAAACUGGCAGAGAGCUACUUGCAUGAUCUUAUUAAUAGAAGUCUCGUUCAAGCUAAUGAAUUAAGUAUUGAUGGGAAAAUCAAGUCGUGUAAGGUUCAUGAUCGGUUGCAUGAGUUUUGCAUGAGAGAAGCUAAAAAGGAGAACUUCUUGUCGGUCAUCAAUGAAAAUCAUGCUCAAGAAGCCUGUCGUUGGAUAAGCUUUCAGUCAAGAAAUUGGCCCAUCACUCGAGCAAGUUAUGAGAAUUACACCUUCCAUAAAAUCCGUUCCAUUAUAUACUCAGGUAAUAAUGAUUUAUACAUUUCAAAAUGUAGGUUGGUGUACCCACAUUUGAAAUUGUUAAGAGUAUUGGAUUUAUCUUUAGUUAAAUACUCCCACAACAUGCCUAGUGGGAUAGCGGAUUUGAUUCAUUUGAGAUACUUGGCUUUAAACACUAUAGGCUCUCUUUACAAGUUUCGCUUGUUUAAGCUUCAGAAUUUGCAAACUCUUGCUAUUUGUUCAUGGAUGGAAGGGUAUCCUUUGCAAUUGCCAUUUGGUAUAUUAGAUUUACAACAAUUAAGGCACUUGCAUCUUGAAAGGAAAUCUUCACAAUGCCUCCCAAGUUUGGUUCGAGGAAAUGUACUAACUCUUUAUUGGUUGAGAGUUGGUAGCUUAUACGAAAAACCAAACUUUAGAGUGGUUCCAAACUUAAAGGAACUCGGGAUUUACGUUGAAGGUGAAAUGACACCUAGUUGUCUGGAGAGUCUUGUCCAUUUACGUCGACUUGAGAAGUUAAAAUUUGACAUGGGAAGAGUAGAACGCUUUUAUCUCCCUAGCGGUUUUCCACCAAACAUAAAGAAGUUGACAUUUCGUUAUACUUUUCUCCCUUGGGAGGAAAUGAGUAUAAUUGGCCAAUUACCCAACCUUGAAGUGCUUAAAUUAAAAGAUUUUGCCUUUUGUGGCUAAGAAUGGGAGCCAACAAAAAGGGGCUUUCGAGGAUUAAAGGUACUCCUUAUCGAACGAUUGGAUCUCAAACAUUGGAAUGCAAAUGUUGAACACUUUCCCGCUUUGGAGCUUCUAAUCUUGAGACAUUGUUGGGACUUGAAAAGAGUUCCAGUUACCUUUGCAAAUAUUAAAACUCUGAAUUCAAUUGUGAUAGAGGACUGUUAUUCUUCUCUUGUGACUUCUGCACACAAUAUUGCUAACAAGGUCCAAAGAAAGAAAGGCGGUGCACUUCGUAUUCGUGAUCUCGGAACUAAGGUUGAAUUGCCAAUAAUUGAAAAUGACAGAGGAGUUUGUUAGUUUUGUGAUUGGGGAAAAAUAUGUGCUCUGGUUUGAUGAAGAAAAACAAAAGAAAAAGUCUCUUGCUAGUUGCUUCAUUCCCCCAAUGGGCAGUGGAUCCA
Messenger RNA from Ipomoea triloba (trilobed morning glory), 2804 nucleotides. RefSeq names its product putative late blight resistance protein homolog R1B-17. The record is from RefSeq and is a predicted model, not a curated record. Bases 22 to 2367 code for a protein of 781 amino acids. Lineage: Eukaryota; Viridiplantae; Streptophyta; Magnoliopsida; Solanales; Convolvulaceae. Gene Ontology annotation, molecular function: ADP binding. Gene Ontology annotation, biological process: defense response to other organism. The transcript has 4 exons.